This is a messenger RNA of Capsella rubella, 1883 nucleotides long. Its product is annotated as nucleobase-ascorbate transporter 7. Gene Ontology annotation, cellular component: plasma membrane; plasmodesma. NCBI's taxonomy places the organism in Eukaryota, Viridiplantae, Streptophyta, Magnoliopsida, Brassicales, Brassicaceae. The transcript is spliced from 13 exons. Gene Ontology annotation, molecular function: transmembrane transporter activity. The record is from RefSeq and is a predicted model, not a curated record. The coding region runs from base 227 to 1840 and encodes 537 amino acids. Gene Ontology annotation, biological process: transmembrane transport.
CCGACAAAUGUCUUUCUCUUUUUCUAGCUUCGUCUUCGUCUUCUUUCACUUUUCUUAACUCUCCUCCAUUACUAUACCCUUUUUCACUUUCGGUGCCUUUGGUUUUGUAAUAUCUCUCCUAGGCUAGUCUCCUACAAUAUUCACUUGUUCUUGAAAUUUCCAACAUAAAGAUCCAACCUUUCUCUGUUUUUUGCUUCUUGGAGUUUUCAUCAGAAGUGAAAAGGAAAUGGCUGUUGGUGGUGGAGGAGGAGGGGCUGCGCCGCAGUUGAAACAAGAUGAGCUUGAGCCACAUCCGGUGAAAGAUCAGCUUCCUUCUGUUUCUUAUUGUAUCACUAGUCCUCCUCCUUGGCCUGAGGCAGUUCUUUUGGGGUUUCAGCAUUACUUGGUGAUGCUUGGAACUACAGUUCUCAUCCCAACAUAUUUAGUUCCGCAGAUGGGUGGUGGAAACGAAGAGAAGGCAAAGAUGGUUCAGACAUUGCUUUUUGUUUCUGGACUUAACACUUUAUUACAAAGCUUCUUUGGUACUCGACUUCCUGCGGUCAUUGGUGGCUCUUACACCUAUUUACCAACCACGCUUUCGAUUAUCUUAGCUGGUCGGUACAGCGACAUUGUUGAUCCUCAGGAGAAAUUUAAGAGGAUAAUGAGAGGAAUCCAGGGUGCUCUUAUCGUUGCUUCGCUUCUUCAGAUCGUCGUUGGCUUCAGCGGGCUAUGGCGCAAUGUAGUUAGGCUCUUGAGUCCUCUCUCUUCAGUUCCUCUAGUAGCACUAGCCGGCUUUGGACUUUAUGAGCACGGUUUCCCACUGCUAGCCAAAUGCAUUGAGAUUGGACUGCCUGAAAUCAUACUUCUACUCAUAUUCUCACAGUACAUUCCUCAUCUCAUGAGAGGAGAAAGACAAGUGUUCCAUCGGUUUGCUGUGAUUUUUUCUGUUGUUAUUGUCUGGAUUUACGCACACCUACUCACCGUUGGUGGAGCCUAUAAGAACACAGGACUCAACACUCAGCUAAGUUGCAGAACAGAUCGUUCUGGCCUCAUUGGUGGUGCUCCAUGGAUAAGAGUUCCUUACCCAUUCCAAUGGGGACCUCCAACAUUUCAUGCGGGUGAAGCAUUCGCUAUGAUGGCUGUUUCAUUUGUUUCCCUUAUUGAGUCCACAGGGACUUACAUUGCUGUAUCGAGGUUUUCGAGUGCAACUCCACCGCCACCUUCUGUUCUCAGCCGUGGAAUCGGUUGGCAGGGUGUUGGGGUUCUCCUCUGUGGAUUAUUUGGAGCAGGGAAUGGAGCAUCUAUAUCAGUAGAAAAUGCUGGUUUGUUAGCCUUAACACGCGUUGGUAGCAGAAGAGUAGUUCAAAUAUCAGCUGGUUUUAUGAUCUUCUUCUCUAUUCUUGGUAAAUUUGGUGCCAUCUUUGCAUCGAUUCCAGCUCCGAUCGUCGCAGCAUUACAUUGCUUGUUCUUUGCAUACGUUGGUUCUGGUGGUCUAAGCUUACUUCAGUUCUGUAAUCUAAACAGCUUCAGAACAAAAUUCAUCCUUGGAUUCUCGUUCUUCAUGGGGUUAUCAGUACCACAGUACUUCAACGAGUAUACAGCUGUAAACAAGUAUGGACCAGUUCACACACACGCAAGAUGGUUCAAUGACAUGAUCAACGUUCCAUUCUCUUCUGAAGCCUUUGUGGCUGGGAUUUUAGCAUUCUUUCUUGAUGUAACAUUGUCAUCUAAGGACAGUGCGACGAGGAAAGACCGAGGGAUGGUUUGGUGGGAUCGUUUCAUGUCGUUCAAAUCGGAUACUAGAAGUGAAGAGUUUUACUCUUUGCCAUUCAAUCUCAACAAGUAUUUUCCCUCAGUUUGAUAGUUGAAAAUGUUGCUAAUGAAAGAGUUCAUUGGCUAGACCC